AUGCCAAAGAAAAAUCGCAAAAAACGCUCGAAUGGCUCAAAGAGCAAAACAACGACAACGGGAAAUCCUGAAGCUUUGGCUCCCAAUGAACCAAACGAACAACCCACUGCGCAUUUACCUUUGUUUCCUCCCGGAAUAACAUCCGCGUUGAUCAGUUUUCUGGCAAUCUCACCAGACUCUGAGAAAUAUGGCCCACAAUUCAUGAGAUUGUUGGAAAUAUUCAAGACCAAAUAUUUCUUGCCACUUCGAUACGAACUUCAGUUACAAGCUCAUGCGGUUGGGUUAGCUCGAUCGUACCCUGUUGCAGAGUUUACUGUCGAAAAAUGGCUCGAUGACUGGGGGAAACGUUGCGAGUUUGCCUCUCUUUAUCUGGAACAACUUCUUCCCGCAAAUUUAGCAGCCAAUGGUUAUAACCUAGAAACUAUCGUCCGAAUUGGGCAAGCACUACCUGACACGAGUCUUCUAAAUACAAUGGACAUGCACAUCCGGCAUCGUCUUGGAUGUUUUCUGAUAGAAUUCAAUGAACCCCUCAGAUUGGUCUUCGCUUUGCCACAAUAUUUGUUAACGGAGAAGAAAAUGAAUGGCGCUUGGUUGGAUCAAACAGAGAAACAGAUUUUUCUAUCGACUCUACCAAAUCCUAGUGACGAGAUGAAAUUCAAGCUGAUGGCUCUAUCAAUCCUUUCUCCCAUUGUAUUGGUACAUCCACAGCUGCCUGGAGCAUCCCAAAAGUUGAUUGAGUUUGUUUUGUCUCCACAUGGAGCUGAGUCCUACGGUCCUCAACACCAGCGUUUACUGGAUACUUUCACGAAUCGAUAUGUCAGAGACGACUUUUACUUCGAGCACCAGCUCACAAGAGCAGCUGGACUUUUUGGAUGCACUUUUACAAAGGAAGAGUUCACUAUCGAAAAAUGGAUUUCCGAAUGGGGAAAACGCUGUGAAUUUGUGAUCGAUUACCUGGAACGAGUUCUUCCACCGGAGCUGGAGCAAAGAAAUGUCAAUAGACAAAAUGUCCAAGAAGCAAUACAACGGCGAGGAAACACUAUAAAAGGCUUAAGUUUGGAAUUUCAUCGUAUGUCUGAUUGGCGAAAAGUUGCAUUUGUUGAUCCGUUGAGAAUGAUCUACACGCUUUCACUUGAACUACUCAAGAACCCAGUGAUCAACUCAGUCUGGUUUGAUGGUUCUCGGGCAUACACAUCACCCGAUCCAAAUCCAAGUAAAGAAGAAAAAGAAAGGAUCCAAACUUUAUGGCUGGGAUUUGAAACUCCGCUUGUUGUUUGCAUGAUUGUGGAUACA
Molecule: messenger RNA, 1293 nt
Organism: Mesorhabditis belari
Lineage: Eukaryota; Metazoa; Nematoda; Chromadorea; Rhabditida; Rhabditidae
Source: the annotation of a GenBank genome assembly